This is a messenger RNA of Phycomyces blakesleeanus NRRL 1555(-), 3081 nucleotides long. RefSeq lists its product as hypothetical. The record is from RefSeq and is a predicted model, not a curated record. Gene Ontology annotation, biological process: protein processing. Gene Ontology annotation, cellular component: mitochondrial matrix. Bases 1 to 2910 code for a protein of 969 amino acids. The transcript has 17 exons. NCBI's taxonomy places the organism in Eukaryota, Fungi, Mucoromycota, Mucoromycetes, Mucorales, Phycomycetaceae. Gene Ontology annotation, molecular function: metal ion binding.
AUGAUAAUCGCAGAUACACAAUUCUCUGUGAAAAGAGUACCUGAGCUCGAGCUUACUGCGAUCACUUUGGAGCAUGAGAAAACCGGUGCACGUCAUUUACACAUUAAUCGGGAAGAUUCCAAUAAUGUAUUUGCCGUUGGAUUCCAUACCCCUGUCAGUGACAGUACAGGUGUUCCACAUAUUUUGGAACAUACUACAUUAUGUGGAAGUGAUCAUUACCCUGUACGCGAUCCAUUUUUCAAGAUGUUAAAUCGCAGCUUAGCAACAUUUAUGAACGCUUUCACAGCGAGCGAUUAUACAAUCUAUCCAUUUGCAACUACAAACCCCGUGGAUUAUGCCAAUCUACGAAAUGUUUAUAUGGAUGCCGUAUUUCAUCCACGUCUCACAAAACUUGACUUUAAACAAGAAGGAUGGCGUUUAGAGCACGAAGUUCCUACGGAUACAACAACUCCUAUUCAAUUCAAGGGUGUUGUUUACAAUGAAAUGAAGGGACAAUAUUCGGACUCGAACUAUCUGUACUAUUCACGCAUGCAACAAGCCAUGUUCCCUGGUACAACGUAUGAAUUCUCCAGUGGUGGUGACCCCUCCGACAUUACAAAUCUUUCCCAUGAAGAGCUACUUAAUUUCCAUAACCAGCAUUAUCACCCCAGCAAUGCUCGCUUUUAUACUUAUGGUAAUUUCCCUCUGGAGGAUCAUUUGGCAGCAGUAGGAGAACAAUUGAAGAAUUUUGAGAGAAUUACCCCACCCACUGUCAACAAAGUCGCUGUUCCAUGGACUGCACCAAAGAAGGCGACAAGCACAUGUGCACCAGACCCACUGAGCCCUCCUGAUAAGCAAAACAAGAUUUCACUCUCUUUCCUAGCAAAUGACUCCAGUGACACUUUUGAAACCUUUUCUAUGAGACUACUUGGAUACCUCCUUUUGGAUGGACAUGCAUCUCCGAUGUACAAGGCUCUUAUAGAUACUAACUUGGGAACAGAGUUCUCUGUUAACACUGGCUAUGACAGCUCCACAAGAUCCACCUGUCUUUCGAUUGGCUUACAGGGUGUAAAAGAUUCUGAUGUUGAGCUGGUUCAAGGGCGCAUUAAAGAAGUAUUGGAACAAGUUAAAACCGAAGGCUUUGACCCUAUACGUAUUGAAGCUGCCAUUCACCAGCUCGAGCUCGGCCAGAAGCAUAAAACUGCCGACUUUGGCUUAACUAUCAUGCAUGGUAUUACUUCUGGCUGGUUUAAUGGUGUUGAUCCUGUUGAUCUUCUGCAGCUUAACAAAAAUCUCGAUGCUCUCAAACAAGGGCUCGACAAAGGAAACUUCUUUGAAUCUCGUAUCGAAAAAUACUUACUUAAUAACCCCCACACGCUUGUCUUCACCAUGAAACCUGAUGCAUCAUAUGCCACCGACCUUGUUGCAGAAGAAAAAGAACGCCUAGCCGUCAAAGUCAAUUCUUUGACUGAAUCAGAUAAGACUGAGAUUCUUGAGCAAGGGAAAGCAUUGGAAUCUGCUCAAGACAAGACCGAGAAUCUGUCAUGCCUACCCACCCUUACACUCAAGGACAUUUCACCAAAGGCUAAGCGCACUGUACUAGACCACAGUGGCAUUUGCAAUACUCCUGUUCAAUGGAGAACCACCGCCACAAAUGGCAUUACUUACUUUAGAGCUAUUAGCACACUACCAGUUUUGUCAGAUGAGUUGAAGAUGUACCUCCCACUUUUCUGCGAUUCUCUUUUAUCACUCGGCACUCGAGAACAAACCAUGGCCUCCAUUGACGAUGAAAUCCGUCUUUUUACGGGUGGCUUGAGAGCCUCUACUACAACCUCAACAAGCCAUUCGGAUAUUGAUCUUAUGGAAGAGGGUCUCGUGUUGUCUGGCAACUGCUUGGAUCGUAAUAUUGACAAGAUGUAUACAAUUCUGACUAAGCUUGUGCGUGAAACUAACUUUGAUAAUACUGAUAAAUUGAAAACCUUGAUCAUGGGCAAUGCAAGCGGACUUGUCAACUCUAUUGCUGACUCAGGCCAUGUAUUUGCACGUGCUUAUGCUGGUUCUACACUUACUCCUACAAUGCGCAACUCUGAGCUUCUAGGCGGAAUGAGCCAGAUGAACUUUAUGAGCCAGAUGGCUGCUAAAGAAGAUCUGUCUGAUGUGGUGAACAAGCUAAAGACAAUUGCUGAUGCUGUCUUGAAGCAGUCUUCCCUUCGUGUGGCCAUUACCUGUGGUGAAGAUGCUGUGUCUAGUAAUGAAAAGGCUCUUUCUGGAUUUAUCUCUAGUCUUCCUAUUCAAGGCAAGCCAUUGGUCUGUGAUCCAAACACUUUUACCCCAGAGUACAAGAAGACUUUUUUCCCCCUUCCAUUUGCUGUCAAUUUCUCAGCCAAGGUGAUUCGAGGUGUACCUUACACUCAUCCAGAUGGUGCUAAGCUUCAAGUCUUGUCAUCAUUGAUGACCAACCAUUAUUUGCACCGUGAGAUCCGAGAGAAGAAUGGAGCUUAUGGUGGAGGCGCGCGUUAUGCGGGACUGAACGGUCUGUUCUCCUUUUAUUCUUAUCGAGAUCCCCGCACUUUAGCUACCCUGGAUAGCUACCAUAACGCGAUAGACUGGGUUACCAAGCGCGUCUUUAGUGACCAGGAGAUCACAGAGGCGAAAUUGUCAAUUUUCCAGGGUAUUGAUUCACCUCAAAGUGUUUCCGAGGAGGGCAUGCUUCAGUUUGUGAACGGAAUAUCGGAUGAAAUGCGACAAUGGCGACGCGAAGAAUUCCUUAAGGUGACUCAGGAUGAUAUUAAGGCAGCUGCUGAGACGUACUUGUUGGGAUCAGAAAAAGAUGGACAUUAUUCUGUAGCUGUUUUAGGAGAGGCAACAGAUAAAAUAGCAGAGGAUAAUGGCUGGUCUAUCAACCAGUGGGGAGAAGCGGUUAAACAAUAGAAGUUCAUCUUUCAUACAGCGGACAAAUAAGAAAUGUGUGGAGAGGUGCGGAGAGGUCGGGUUCGAGGGCAUAAUCGGACGAAUAGCUAAGAAGGGGUCGCCUGGAUUCACGUGGAGAAAAGAUGGCUCUGUGGCGGUAAUUUAAUAAAGAUCACAUGCAUUUGUUUCUUG